ACGCAGCGAUGUGAUGUGAUGACAUUGCUCAAUUUGCCAUGCUUCGCUGUGUGCUCAACUGGGCCGUACUCCCAGUAACGUCAUUGUUGGCAGCAGGCCAGUCCGGCGUGUUUUACUCACCUCGGCAUAUCCCGUCGUUUCCGCUGGAACCUGCCGCCACGAUCGACGUGGGCCAAAUUGCGCAGGCCAUCGACGCAGACCUCGCCAGCAUCAAGCCGUACUUUGGGGUCGUGCGCACCGCCCAGGCGACUUAUUUUGGCGUGGACAUUGCACCCAUUGCCAAGAAAAACGACCUGCGACUGUACCUCGGCGUGAACUCUGGUCAGGACUCGCCCGAGUCGUACGAAGAUCAGGUGGCCGCAGCCAUCGCCGCCGUGCUCGCGUAUCCAGACACCAUCCAAGCAAUUCUCGUGGGCAGCGACAACGUGCGUCCGUAUGGCGAGGCCACGGCGGCUGACAUCACGGCCCGGGUGCUGGACUUGAAGAAGCGCGUCGAAGUGACCACGGGGUCUGUCGUUCCCAUCGGAACUUCGCAGCGGGCUGACGCGUGGUUGAGCCUGGACACUGAUCUGUCGGCCCUGGCCUCGGUAGUUGACAUCAUUGGCGUUGAAACGUACCCGUACUUGGACCCCGAUUUCUCCACGUUGGACCCGCUGGCGCUGCUCGAAAGCACGUGGGUCAGCCUCGCCUCUCGGUACCCCGAAGACAAGUUGCUCAUCACCGCCACGGGCCACCCCACGGGCAGCGAGAACCCCCCCGUGCGCGUAGAACUGAACCCAGAAAACGCACAUCUGUACUUUGUGGCGUUCGCGCAGUCCACGUUCGCUGGGUUUUGGGCGGCUUUCUUCGACUUAAGACUGGACGAUCCCAUCACGCGCAUUGGCAUGCCCCAAGUCAAGUCCUUUGGCCUGGUCACGGACGCAGGUGACUCGAAAGACAUGCUGCCAUCGCUCGAGUUUGAAUCCGGGGCGAUGGCUCAGUUCACUCCAGGAGUGUGCUAUUCGCCGUUCCACAAUAUGGAAUAUCCUUUGCACGGGGGAUCGUCGGCGCUCCUCGGAGGGGCCAUGGACGAAGACUUCAGGGUCAUGGCGCAGUACUUUUCAGUCGUCCGCACCUACUACUCGUCGUACAUGGGGUAUCAAGUGGCCAAAUAUGCUGCCAAGUACUCGGUGGGUCUCUACUUGGGGGUGUUUAUGACCCGAGAGACGUGGUACCAAUCUCAGCUCGACGACGCUGUAGCGGCCGCCGCGAAUUACCCCAGCACCAUUAAAGCCAUCUUGGUCGGUAAUGAAAACGUCAUUCCUUGUGGGCCGUACAAGGCGGACGAGAUCAUCGCAUCGAUCAACUCGAUUCGAACUCGCAUUCGACAAGGCACAGGGCGGAAUGUUGCCGUGGGCACUGUGCAGCGUGCAACCGAGUGGCUUAACCCAAACAUCCGAGGGGACAUGCUGCGGCUGGCAGCUAGUUCCGACAUCAUCGGGGUGAACAUCUACCCGUUCUUUGACGGGGGCUACAACCCCGACAACCCGCUGGGCCUCCUAGACGCGAUCUGGAACCAAAUGCUCGCCCUCUACCCGGCAUCCAAACUCAGACUGACCGAGAUCGGAUAUCCCACUGGAGGCACGGCGCCGUCCUUCGCACCCAAGAACACCCCGUCGCUUCAGAAUUCAGUCAACUUUUACAACGCAUUUCAACGAUGGAGUCCGAAAGCUGGCGGCGGUGAGGCCUUUUGGUACAGCAUGUUUGACCUCCGCGCGGACGACACUACUCAACCGGCCGACUUGGAAAAGCACUUUGGUUUCCUGACUGCUGAUACGCGCCAACGCAAGGUGGCCAACUACCCCCUGCUCCUGCAAACAACUCCGCCCGCUGCACCUAUUCCUGCCCUAACUCCUGCACCCACCCCUGCACCGCCCCCUGCACCUGUGAACGGCCCUCGAGGCCCCCAAGGUGUGCUCUACUCCCCAUUUCACGCGGACGAGUACCCGAACGACCUCAAGAACGUCGGCGCCGCCAUCUCGUUGGACUUGCAGCUCGUUCGAACACGGUUUUCAUCCAUUCGCACCGAAUACUCCAACUUUUACGGCGUGGACGUGACCCCCUUUGCCGCCGCCGUGGGGCUCAAACUGACGCUGGGUGUUGGCAUGACGCGCGAAACGUGGUACGCCGACCAAGUGGCCAGCGCUGUGAGUGCAGUCAAGUACUUUCCCCGCACUAUUUCGGCACUGACGGUUGGGAGCGAGAACGCGUACCGAGGUGACAACUUCAACGCCAACGACAUCAUCGCAGCCAUCCGGGGCAUCAAGGCCCGCAUCCCCAACGUCAAGGUGGGCACGGUACAGCGCGCCGCCGAGUGGCUGAAUCCGGCGCUUCGGGCGGACAUGGUGCGCCUCAGUCAAGACUGUGACGUGAUCGGAGUGACGUUAUCCCUGUACGACACGGACAAUUUGACCACUCCAGCGGCGGUAGCGACCGCGAUCGACCAGUGGUGGAGGAGCCUCGCCGCCCUCUACCCCGCCGAGAAACUGCAGCUGAUGAACAUCGGCUUCCCCACCAGCGGCGCCACUUCGGCCAAGGGCAACGUCGCUGGAGUGGAUCAAGCCGUGUCAUUCUACAACGCCGUGCGGAAUUCGGCCUGGGGACAAGGAAAUAGCUGGCCCACUUGGGGUGCUGAUUUCUACGACGACAAGCCCGCCAGUGUGAGCCCCACGAAAUCGUAUGGGUAUUUCACUGCCCAGCGCCAAGCCAAAGCUCGUAACUUCCCACUCACCCAGGCUGGUUGAAUGGUUACUUCAUAUUGAUCGUUAAAUAUGAAGAAUACCAGUACAGUAUAUCAGGUGUCCUUGGUGCUCCACGUUCGCGAUGCAAAAGUUGAAAGUACUAAAACUCCCAAUCUUUAUCAUUGCAAAGGUAUCGAUUUCUCCA
Messenger RNA from Aphanomyces astaci, 2925 nucleotides. RefSeq lists its product as hypothetical. The record is from RefSeq and is a predicted model, not a curated record. The transcript has 3 exons. The coding region runs from base 39 to 2783 and encodes 914 amino acids. Lineage: Eukaryota; Oomycota; Saprolegniomycetes; Saprolegniales; Verrucalvaceae.